Molecule: messenger RNA, 253 nt
Organism: Dovyalis caffra
Lineage: Eukaryota; Viridiplantae; Streptophyta; Magnoliopsida; Malpighiales; Salicaceae
Source: the annotation of a GenBank genome assembly
UCUUGGGCUGGAUGAUGGGCCUUCAAGGGUGGUAGAUUCUCAACUUGGGCCUUUAUGUGAACAAAAUAAUGGCUGUGAUGGAUUGUUGGAUUUAACAGCCCAAAACUAUACCAGAAUUACAUCAAGGAAGAAGAGAGUUCAUCCUAGCACAUCUGGUGCGGUCUACGAGAGGAAAAAUCACAAAGUUAAAAUACUUAAUGCCAGAGGUAGCAUUGGAGAGAAAAAUGGAGAUGUAAGUGAUAGGUCUUCCUAG